Messenger RNA from Rhea pennata, 1811 nucleotides. Its product is annotated as lysosomal membrane ascorbate-dependent ferrireductase CYB561A3. The transcript has 6 exons. Gene Ontology annotation, molecular function: oxidoreductase activity. Bases 283 to 1053 code for a protein of 256 amino acids. NCBI's taxonomy places the organism in Eukaryota, Metazoa, Chordata, Aves, Rheiformes, Rheidae. The record is from RefSeq and is a predicted model, not a curated record.
AGGGUGCUGGGGUUGCAGGAGGGACCCAAACUCCCUGCCACCCCAGUAAGGCCUGGGCAGCCAAGCUGCUGGGCUGCUGGGCUCUGCAGGGACAGGUAUCACUCUGUGCGCGUGCCCCACCAAACGGCUCUGGUCCCGAGUAUUGUCCUCCAGGCUGGCCAGCAGUGGGACUGGCAGCCACCACUUCCUCACAGCCUCCUCUCUGGAAACAGCGCUUGAGCAGCCAGUUCCCCUUUCGGGCUGGCUCCUCCCUGGUACCACCCCCCUCCCCCCAGACCAGAGAUGCUGGAGCUGCCCUUCCUGCCCUUCUGCGCCCUGCUUGGCAGCCUGGGGGCUGUGUGUGUGGCCUUUGUGAGCAUCUGGUGUCAGCAGUGGCACGGUGGCUUCGCCUGGGAUGGCAGUGCCCAGAUGUUUAACUGGCACCCCAUGCUGAUGGUGACAAGCAUGGUGGUGCUGUACGGUGCAGUGGCCCUGGUGUAUCGCCUGCCCUUCUCCUGGGGUGGCCCUAAGUUCCCCUGGAAGGUGCUGCAUGGCACUCUGGCCCUGGUGGCCUUCAGUCUCGCCGUCCUGGGGCUGGUGGCUGUCUUCGGCUUCCACAACGCCCACAGGACACCCAACAUGUACUCACUUCACAGCUGGCUGGGGCUGGCCACCAUGCUGCUUUUCUCCUGCCAGUGGCUCGCUGGCUUCACCUCCUUUCUGCUGCCUUGGGCCCCGGCCUGGCUCCGCACCCUCUAUAAGCCAGCCCACGUUUUCUUUGGCUCCACCAUCCUCAUGCUGGCCAUGGCUUCAUGCGUGUCAGGCAUCAAUGAGAAGCUUUUCUUCAGCCUGAAAAAUGGGACAACAGCGUAUGCCCAGCUGCCCCCUGAGGCUGUCUUCGCCAACACAUUGGGCCUCCUGAUCUUGCUCUUCGGAGUGCUGGUGCUGUGGGCCCUGGCCAGGGCAGACUGGAAGCGCCCAGAAGCAGACUUGGUGGACAUUCACCAGCCCCUGCUCAGUGCUGAGCACUGUUGCCUCCGCAGCACACUGCACUCCCAGGACUGCCAGCCCUGAGCUCGCCGCUCCCUUUGCUGCCGUGCCUGCCAUGCUGGCCCCACUCUUGGUCUGCUGCCUUCCCCUCUCCAGAAACUCUUGCUGCCUGUGCCAGGGCUGCCUAGCCCUCCUGCCCAUGGGAGAAAGGAGGUUGGUUCCUGUUGUCCCUGUGGAGAACAGGCCAUGCUAGCGGGACAGACUGAGGCCUGGACUGCAUGCUUUGCCUCCCCAUGGGCCAGCCUCAGCUUCUUGCCUGCCUCAAGGAUGGCUCCUGGGCUGUGCAGGGCAAGGGGUGCCAUGACCAGUAUAGAGCCAGCUGCAGCGUGACCAUUUCUGCCACCCCAUCCUCAUCCCCACCCCUUACUCAGCCAAGCUGACUCCUGUGGGGCGUGGCUGGAGCCUCGCCUCAGCCUGCACCAGGCUGGCUGCCCUCCAGCUGACCUGUGGAGCCAUGUGUGCAGGGCCAUAUCAUGUCAGAAGCCACCAGCAGAGCAUUCCCAUCACACAUGCAGCACCUUGCAAGCCCCUCUGGGCCUGGAGCCAUCUUGAUGCUCAGUGCAUGUCUGCGAUACAAGGUGCCUGGCUCAGUGCAAGGGGGAUGAAGGAGGGCAGGUCCCAGCUUGCUGCCAUGGCUCUUGUGCCAUGCUCCGGCAGGCUGCUUGCUCUCCCCACCCAGUGGCUCCUUGCCCCUUCCCCAGCUACCCCACAGGGACAGGUGGUGGAAUGAGUCCCUGAAUAUCAUGGUGGAAGGGUAAUAAACCACUGGCUUUUGCAAUGCA